Molecule: messenger RNA, 3033 nt
Organism: Caenorhabditis angaria
Lineage: Eukaryota; Metazoa; Nematoda; Chromadorea; Rhabditida; Rhabditidae
Source: the annotation of a GenBank genome assembly
AUGCAAGUGAGCUCAGGAAAAAGGGCUCAAUAUACAUGUCAAUCUGACAUGUGUUCCGUCCAUUAUUAUCCCUUGUUCUUUUUUUUUGCUGUGCUCAACAACAAAUUGCUCCAUGAUUCUUAUAGUAUUCUUUAUUUUAUUUGCUCUGGAGCCGAGAUUUAUGACUUUUUUGGUAUUUAAUAGAUGAAAUCAGAGCCUUUUCUAAAUUUUUGAAGUUUUUUCGCGGUUAAUUAAAAUUAUUUUGUCUACUUCAACUGCGCACACAAGUUUGAAUUUCAUUUCAUUUUAUUUUAUUUCACACUCAUUUUCAAACACACAUAGAAAAUUGGCCAAAAAUACGAGAGGAGGAGCAAGCAAAAAAGGAGGCCAUUGCAAAAAUUCAAUCAAAACGCGGGACCGGCCAGUUGCUCUUCUUCUUCUUCUUCUUCUUCUUCUUCUUCUUCUUCUCGGUUUUCUAUUAUAAUCGAGUAAUGUUAGGUUUCGUCCGAGGACGAACGAGUAAAAAAUAGGGGCGAGGGUGAGAAAAAAGUUGUUGUUUGGGAGGCGGAGAUUUUUUAGCGUGGGUCAUCACUCCAAAAUAUUGAGCUUCAAAGAUUGUGGGAGGGCUAGAAUUUUUUUUUUAAUUUGAAAAUUUGAAAAAUAAGAUCAUUUUUUAAAGAUUCAGAAAAUUUACUGUUUCAAAAAUCUAUUUUAUUCCCAAAAAAUCUGAAAAUUUAUGAAGUUUUUGAAAGGUUUCCCUCGGAAUUCUGAGAUUUUUUUCUGGGAAAAUCAAGCUGUUUUUCUCUCUAUUUAAAAAAAUUCGGAAUCCCAUCUGAAAAUUAAUGACAUUAUAAUAAUUAAUCAAAUAAUAGUGCAAAAUCCAAGGCUCCCAAAGUGUUUACCCUUUUCAAAAAGUUCAUAUUUUCUUCUUUUGAGUGUCAAUUUCAGAAUUCUCACACUUUUCUUCCUUUCAUCCUUAAUAAAUAAAUUCCUAACUAAUACUCAUUUCUUCACACACACAUUUUUUAUUUCCGAAAUAUGCGAAAUAGAUAAAUUAUUCAAAAGUUUCGGUUUCUUAUUGUGUUCGUAUUUGCUCGUAACAAAAUUUGUGUCUGAAAAAAACAAUAGUGUUUUUACACCUGUAAAGAAUUCCAGAAAUUUUGGGAAAAAAAGAAGAAAGAAAAAAAGAUGAAAAUAGUUUAGUUGUGUCCAAGUCCAAUAUGAAAUCCGACACUUUUCAGUAAAAAUCUCAAAUUUCUCGCGACAUUUUUAAUUAGACCGCCCUCUUUCUCUCUCUCUCUCUCUCUUUCCCCACUUUUUUACCGGAAAAAUGUGUUUGUUUUUGGUAUCCACGCGAAAGAUUCAAGAUUUUUUUCUUCAUCUUCCUUUCCCCACAUAAUUUUUUUUAUUUUUCUUUGCUCAUUUUAAUUGGGACUCCUAUACAACUUGUAUAUUUUUUUCCCUCAUUUCUUAUUUAUUCAUUGAUAAUUAACUUCGUUUUCAUUUCAGGAGCAAGAAGAGGAGCAGGAGCAGUUCCACUUAUUUUCAGCCAACGCCGCAAAUAGAAAUAUUCGUGCCGAUGCGAGAAAAAUAUUGCUGAUGAGCUGCUGGAAAUAUGGUGAGUUCUGGGAUCUAGAAAUUUAUACAUUCUUGAAAAAGGGUAAACACUUUUGGAUUAUUCUAGAAUUUGAACUUGCAAUUAUUUUCACAAUCAGAUGGGGUUUCUAAUUUUUUUUCGAGAGAAACAAGUUCAGAAUUCCAAAAUCUACGUUUCAGAAAUGUCAUAAAUUAUUCUUCAAUUCAAAGAUUUUUGAUUCAUCCAUUGGUUGUUAAUCCGUUUUAUAAUCUUAACUCAAAAAUGAAUUUUUCAAAAAAAAAAAUUAUAGAUUUCAGAUUCUUGUUGAAAAUUAAUCUAAGAAAUUAAAAUUUUCUUAAAAAUAUCUGCUGUUUUGUUGAUGGCUAAUGUUGCAAAGCACAAAUUCUCACAUCAAUAUUUUUCUAAAGUGUGUUGAAGUUCCAAGAAUGUUUCAACUUCGAUGAUUAAUGUGAGAAACUUUGAAAUCCUUGUAGACAUUGAAUUCUAUCAUACAUAUUUUCAACCAAACUCAAAAAUUGCAGCAUUCAUCACAACAUUCAUACUAUGCACUUCGAUUUCAACUAUAACAACAUUGGAUGAUUUCGAACUUGACACUUCGGAAAAUCUUGUCGAAUGUCUUCAAUGUGUUCAAUUAUGGCGAUCAGCAACAACAUCAAAAGAUAAAAAAGAAUGUGUUCAUGGGGCAAAAACUUGUCGAGGAACUGCGUGUUAUAUGAGUGAGUUAAUUGAGAAUUUAAAAACUUUUUAGAAUCAUAAGAGUUUUUGGGGGUCUAAUAGAGUUCAAGGGACCCUCGUGAAAUAAGUUCAAACAUAUUUUAUUUUUAAAGUAUGUUAUUCAUUAGCUAAAUUUUGGUGAAAUAUUUUCAAAAAAUAAUCUCACAGCAAACUCCUUUUUUCUUUUUUUCACACCCUCAAUUUUUUUCAGGGCAAUGCAAACACUGUCCGGUUUAUCAAUACAUGUCGGGAUGCGUGAAUUUAACACCGUGGCAGUUAGCGGAUAUUGAGGUUUGAAAGAUCUAAAAUCAAUCUAGAAAUAAUCAUAUCAUCUUAACAAUCCCAAUUUUCAGUCAAAUCGUCGAUCAACAGAACUUCGAAUGCGUCGAGUUGGCGCAAUCCUUCUAUGCGAAGACACUUUCAAUCAAACCACUUGUGUUUGUAAUCGACGUGAUAAAUGCAAUUCGAUUCAUUCAAGAAUUCCCUUCUCCACUUAUGCCGAAGGACUUUUUAGAGGUGUUGUCAAUUUUGAUAGUGUUAUUGGAGCACUUGAUCCACGGUUUGUCUUUGAUUUUUGUGGUUAGAACUUACAAUCAAUGAGGAAUUUCAGAUACACCGAAGUGAUGACUGGCUAUAAAUAUCAUUUUUUCGAUAUGCACAGCUCUUCGAAUCGUGUUAACUUUUUGCCUUUUUUAUCUGCAUUUUCUAUCUCUUUUUGUAUUUUUUAUUGUUUGCGGGUUUAA